Rattus rattus (black rat) is the source of this 2142-nucleotide messenger RNA. RefSeq names its product tyrosine kinase non receptor 1 (gene Tnk1). The transcript is spliced from 12 exons. NCBI's taxonomy places the organism in Eukaryota, Metazoa, Chordata, Mammalia, Rodentia, Muridae. Gene Ontology annotation, biological process: protein phosphorylation; positive regulation of cell population proliferation; cell surface receptor protein tyrosine kinase signaling pathway. Bases 114 to 2120 code for a protein of 668 amino acids. Gene Ontology annotation, molecular function: transmembrane receptor protein tyrosine kinase activity; ATP binding; protein binding. The record is from RefSeq and is a predicted model, not a curated record. Gene Ontology annotation, cellular component: basal plasma membrane; signaling receptor complex.
UGUUUCUGCUGUGUUGAGGGUGGCAGCUGAGAUUCUGUCUCUGUCUUUGGUGCCUGCCCUAGGCUGUCCAUGUAAAGCAGACUGCCACCCUCCCGAGAGGUCUAACCCCAGACAUGCUCCCCGAAGCCAGUUCCCUGUGGCUCCUUCGGCUGCUCCGGGACGUCCAGCUGGCCCAGUUCUACCGGCCCAUCCUUGAGGAACUCAACGUCACUCGGCCAGAACAUUUUGACUUUGUAAGGCCUGAGGACCUGGACAACCUUGGCAUGGGCAGGCCUGCCCAACGAAGACUUACUGAAGCCCUGAAGAGGUACCGUUCGGGGGUCAAGUCUAAGAACUGGGUGUACAAGAUACUUGGGGGUUUUGCUCCUGAACAGAAGGAGAUCCCUCCACACUCAGACAGUCUUCCACACCUCCAUGAGCCAGAGGGGGGACUCAAGUGUCUGAUUCCAGAGGGUGCUGUGUGCAGAGGGGAACUGCUGGGUUCAGGCUGCUUUGGUGUUGUACAUCAAGGGCUAUGGACACUACCCGGUGGUCAAAGUAUCCCAGUGGCUGUCAAGUCCCUCCGUGUGGGUCCCGAGGGUCCGAUGGGCACAGAACUGGGAGACUUCCUGCGGGAAGUGUCUGUCAUGAUGAAACUGGAGCACCCACAUGUGCUGCGCCUGCAUGGCCUCGUACUGGGCCAGCCUCUACAGAUGGUGAUGGAACUUGCGCCACUGGGUUCCCUGCAUGCGCGCCUGACUGCCCCAGCACCGACGCCCCCACUGCCUGUAGCCCUACUGUGCCUUUUUCUGCGUCAGUUGGCAGGAGCCAUGGCGUACUUGGGGUCCUGUGGGUUAGUGCACAGGGAUCUUGCUACCCGUAACCUCCUGCUAGCCUCACCUCGGAAGAUCAAGGUGGCUGAUUUUGGACUGGUGCGGCCACUGGGCGGCGCCCGAGGUCGCUACGUCAUGGGUGGGCCCCGUCCCAUCCCCUAUGCCUGGUGCGCUCCUGAGAGCCUACGCCAGGGAGCCUUCUCGGCUGCCUCUGACGUGUGGAUGUUUGGCGUGACACUCUGGGAAAUGUUUUCUGGAGGCGAGGAACCCUGGGCAGGUGUUCCACCAUAUCUCAUCCUACAGCGGCUGGAGAAGGACCGAGCCAGGCUGCCAAAGCCUGCCCUCUGUUCCAGGGCCCUCUACUCCCUUGCCUUGCGUUGCUGGGCCCCUCAUCCUGCAGACCGGCCUACCUUUUCCAACCUGGAAGGACUGCUUCAAGAGGCUUGGCUCUCUGAGGGGCGCUGUGUGAGGGAGGUCACAGAGCCAGGUGCUUUGCGGAUGGAGCCCGGUGACCCCAUCACUAUCAUUGAGGGCAGCCCAGACACCACAACCUGGAAGGGACAGAAUGGUCGCACCCUCAAAGUGGGCAACUUUCCGGCUUCAGCAGUGACACUAGCAGACUUGGGGGGAUCCCCAGUCACCCAUCCAGCCCACAGAGGUUCCCCUGCCCGUGGAGAGAAAUACAGAGGGGGCACAGAUGGGGACAGGGAGAAGGCAAUGUUACAAGACCUACCCCCGGCACGGAACCAGAGAAGGAAGGUGCCCCUGCAGAGGAUGAAAGGCAUUUCCAAGAGUCUGGAGUCAGUUCUGUCCCUGGGCCCUAGGCCCUCAGGAGGUGGUUCAAGCCCUCCAGAACUUCGACGAGGAUGUACAAGAGCUUGGCCUCAAGGACUCGCAGACCUCCCUCUACGCCCACCAGACCUGCCUCCACGUCCACCCAUCAUCUGCUCCUCCUCUCAGCCCAUCCAGCCCCACAGAGUCCGGCCCAAAAGAGAACCCUUACAUAAUCACUGCACUGGAGCGCCUGGGUCCAGCAAAGUCACUAUCCCCCCUGGAGGUCCCUUAUCAGACUCAGAGUGGCAGAGGAAGAUUGUAGAGGUAGAGCUGAGUGUGCAUGGCGUCACCUACCAGGAGUGCCAAGCGGCACUCAGAACCACGGGGGGAGAUGUGGCUUCUGCUAUCCGGAACCUCAAGGUAGACCAGCUCUUCCACCUCAGUAACCGGUCCAGAGCAGAUUGUCGUCGCAUCCUGGAGCAUCACCACUGGGACCUGUCAGCAGCCAGUCGCUACGUCCUGGCCCGGUCCUGAACUCUGCAUCCUUGGGGAUGGA